Amborella trichopoda is the source of this 2639-nucleotide messenger RNA. Its product is annotated as RING/U-box superfamily protein. Lineage: Eukaryota; Viridiplantae; Streptophyta; Magnoliopsida; Amborellales; Amborellaceae. The record is from RefSeq and is a predicted model, not a curated record.
ACUUACUCUUUUCAGGUUUAGAGCAAGCAAGAGCACUUUUUCAGGUCCAGAGAGAGAGCCCUUCCAAACCUCUCUAACUGUGAGGAAGGAUCUUAUAUAAACCCUAACUUCUUAACAGGUCACUCUCUCCUGGGGAAAACUGAAACUUCAUUUUCCUAUGCAAACCGUGAAAACCCUAAUUUGGAGCUCUUUUCACCCUCUAAAACCUAGAAUCAACCGUUUGCCCCUAGAAUCCGCCGUCGCAGAUGCCUGCAACUUCAUUUAGGCCGCAAUUAAUGACCCAAACGAGCUCUCAAAUGAGGAAAAAGACUGGAGGCGUGGUUCCUCGAAGGAAAACGAUCCCUUUUGGUAAUCCCUCUGUUCCGUGUAAUGAAUGCUUAUAUAGGUUUUUCAAACCCUAAAAACGCUCUCAUUUGGUGAAAUUAGGGCAAAACAACGAUUGGUGACUGGUGUUGGGACUUGACGCCAUGAAGAAAGCUCGGUUUUUGUGAGGUUUUGAUCUCAAAACGAUCGACUAUGGUUGUAGUAACGAGAAGCCCUACAAAAUCAGGGUUUCGGUGAAAUUAGAGCAAGAGAAUGAUUGAUGAUAGGGAUUGGGAUGCAGAUGUCUGCAAUGGCUCCUCAGGGGCCUGCAAACCCUACUACCUCUUCAUCUUCAAUGAGGUCUUCUCCCACUCCUUUGCAGGCCCAGCUUCCUUCUGGUUUGCCUGCUUCGUCUCUCUCUCUAGGCCUUCUCUCCCUACCCCCUCCUUUACAGAGGAACCCAGAACACAUGAUAAGCCCUGAGCCUCUCUCUUCUGCUCACCCUUUGCAUGAGUCUUCUCCUAUCUCGACGUUUUUGCCGAGGAUCAAGUUCUCUGAUAUUGCCCCAUAUGAUGGUGCCCCUUCCGGACUCUAUAACAAGGCGGUUGAGACUUUGUCAGGAUCUUUAACGAGGCAUAAUGCAGCGGUUAUUGAAUUGGGAAGUGAGGAUUCUGCGCUGUUGAGGUGCGCAAUGGAAUCAGCGAAGCUUUAUUUCAGGACUCGUACAACAGCUGGUGGUGUGUGGUCAAAGUCGAACCGAGGGAUCUACAUGUAUCGAGCUGGGAGGGCUCUAGAAGAGGGGGAUUCAUCUCCACCUUGUAUGGGGGAGGUUUUUAGAUGUUUGGGGAAAGCGUCUCGUGCAGCCUUGUGUGCUAUUGCAAGACAUCUUCGUCUGCGCAGCGAUGUUUUUAACCAAUUGCUGGAUGAUACACCUUUACCUCCCAAUGAGGCAUCUUCCUCAGUACUGGUUGCAACUUAUUCUCAUGCUUCUGUACAGAAUGGGAAGGUGGCUGUUGGUGGAGGAAAGCCUGGAAUGAACUAUGAAGUGGAGAAAGGAUUGCUGACCUUGAUUGCUUCAGACUGUCCAGGACUUCAGGUUUGUGACCCAAAUGGCCGUUGGUAUGUAGCAGAUGGUGGAUCAGGGCCUGGGGAUAUUUUAUUGCUCACAGGCAGGGCUCUCAGCCAUGCCACUGCUGGCCUCCGGCAUGCUGCUUCUUAUAGGACAGCUCCUGACUACACAUCAGGCGCCAUGACUGGUGGCAGGACUUCUUUGGCAUUUAGACUCAUGCCCCAAGGCAAUGCAAUAUUGGACUGUUCCCCAAUAACAGCAGCUGGUCAUGUUAUCCCACAGAACUUUGUGCCCAUCACUGUAAGCCAGUUUAUGGAUGAUCUAUCUGCUGAAGAUGAUGCAAUGUGCAACAACCGUGCAGAAAAUACUUACGAACCUCGGAAUAACAUAACUCCAGAGCCAACAUUGAGGAGUGUUCUCUGGGAUCCCCUAUCUGGUGCGUUCCUUGAAGAUGCCAUGGUGGUCUCCUGUGGGCAUUCAUUUGGUGGUCUCAUGCUGAGGAAGGUCCUUGAAAUGUCAAGAUGCAAUAUUUGUGGUGCAGAGAUUGAUGGUUCCACUCUGAUUCCAAAUCAUGCUUUGAGAGCUGCUGCUGCUGCUGUAAAACAUGAGGAUGAUAGAAGGCUAUUCCACAAUGCAACACUUCGAAAGCGCCGAAAAGAAGCUGGGGAACAUACAGAUGCAAUCAAGAGGCUUAACAAGGAAAAUGGGGAUAUGGGUGCUGAUGGAGAUGGUCCUCGACACCUAAAGGGAGUCCAGUAUCCAUUUGCAGUAAAUGAGAAAGUUCUUAUCAAGGGGAACAGGAGGACUCCUGAUAAAUUCGUGGGAAGGGAAGCAGUGAUCACAUCUCAAUGUCUCAACGGCUGGUACCUGUUGAAAAUUCUUGACACGGGGGAUAGCGUGCGCUUGCAAUACCGUUCUCUUCACAAGUUGCAGAGCUCUCAAGGAGAAGACAGGAUUCAGUCGCAGCCACUCAUCCAAAACAACCCAAGCUGACACCUAAGUUCGUCUUCCUUCCGGAUUGACAUUGUUGCCAUAGCCAUGCUUCAAUUUUAAGGUUAUAGAUCCACUGUUUUUUGUUUUUCUUUCUAAUUUAUGUUUUCACUUUCUUGUAUGUGAAAUUAGUCAGAGAUGGGAAUGUGCAAUAGACUUGCCUUGCUAUCAUUGUAAAUUGGUAGAAAAGGAAAAAUCUGUACCAAAAACUGAGAGCUGAAGUUAACAAGAGUUCGACAAGCAGGUGCAACACAGUUGUUGAAUAAUUCUCGCUCAA